Amphiprion ocellaris (clown anemonefish) is the source of this 1243-nucleotide messenger RNA. RefSeq names its product nicotinate-nucleotide pyrophosphorylase [carboxylating]. Gene Ontology annotation, cellular component: cytoplasm. Gene Ontology annotation, biological process: quinolinate catabolic process; NAD+ biosynthetic process. Gene Ontology annotation, molecular function: nicotinate-nucleotide diphosphorylase (carboxylating) activity. NCBI's taxonomy places the organism in Eukaryota, Metazoa, Chordata, Actinopteri, Pomacentridae. The record is from RefSeq and is a predicted model, not a curated record. The transcript is spliced from 5 exons. Bases 75 to 965 code for a protein of 296 amino acids.
UUCCACAUCACAUUUUUCCUGUGGCUCUGUGGCCUCAGCACAACCACCAAACAAUCCUGAAAGCAACAGAGAACAUGCCACCACCAAAACACCCGAUGGCACACUCGAUCCCCGGCCACGCCCUGACCCGGCUGGCCCGAGAGUGGCUGGCAGAGGACACGCCAAACUUUGACCCGGCGGGAGUGUGCGUGGGGUCGCAAGAAGUGGAGGCAAGGCUGCUGUGUAAAACUCCACACAGCAUCCUGGCGGGAAGCCCCUUCUUCACCGCUGUGUUCACCGAGGUCGGCUGCACCGUCGACUGGAUUCACCAGGAGGGAGCUGAUAUUGGUCCAGAUGCUGUCACCCUGACUGCUGUGGUGAGAGGCCCAGCAAGGUGCCUCCUCCUGGGGGAAAGGCCGGCUCUGAACUGCCUGGCCCGGGCCUCAGGAAUCGCCACACGCUGCUCUCAGCUCCGGGUGACGGCAAAGGCAGCGGGCUGGCAGGGAGAGGUGGCCGGUACUCGUAAAACCACGCCGGGCUUUCGUCUGGUGGAGAAGUAUGCCAUGCUGGUGGGCGGCGCCUCCAUGCACAGACAGGACCUGAGUGGGAUGGUGAUGCUAAAGGACAACCAUGUCUGGGCAUCUGGCAGCAUCACUGAGGCUGUGAAAGCUGCUCGUUCUGUUUGUGGUUUCAGCAGUAAGAUUGAGGUGGAGUGUCGGUCUGCAGACGAGGCCAGAGAGGCAGCAGCAGCCGGAGCUGAUAUCAUCAUGUUGGACAACUUUCAACCUGAGGAGCUCCAUGUUGCAGCUCGAACACUGAAGCAGGAGUUUCCAGCUCUUCUGAUAGAAGCCAGCGGAGGCGUCAGUCCCGAGAACUUGUCCACGUAUUUAUCUCCUCAUGUGGACGUCGUCUCUCUGGGCUGCAUCACUCAGGGCUGCCCGGUGGUGGAUUUCUCUCUCAAGGUUCAGAAGCCUGCUGCUUCAUGAUUAAAUAAAAGUGUUGUGAGGAAGUAUUCUGACCAAGAGAAGAGAGUUUUUAGUGUGUUCAUUUAUUCCAGAGCAACUGUGGUUCCACCAGUCUGCACUUGACUUAUAACCCUCUGAACCACAAGCAGUUUCUGAGGUACUCACUGCAGAUUCACUUCUCACUGUAAAAUAAAGACCUCUAUGGAAACAGAACAACCAGGGCUAGGUGACAGGUCUUCUGAGUACACAAUUAUAAUGUAAUGAAUCAUAAAAGAAAGAAUAAACAAAAGUUGAAUUUC